AUGGCUCACAUGCACCAAACACAACCAUAUUUAGUGAGAGGCUUGCCACCGGAAUCUGAAGAGUUCUCUACCUUGUUCAACCAACUCUUUAACAACUCUUCACCAAUAGGGAUGAACCCGAACAUAUCCGGGUCGGACUACACCUCACCCCACCCGGUUGCUUCAUCUCCCUCAAGUUCCCAUUUCUCUGAUCCCUAUGCUAAUGCUUACAUCCCUGACCCUGAUCCCAACACCUCCUUCAAACAACACAACAUCAAAGAGACUCAUCCCUCUGAUUUCACUUUCUCCGUUGAGAAGAAUGGUGAGGCAUCAGAGUUGCCAUCAAAGCGUGUCCCACCAUCACGUACUUCCUCAAAGAGAAGCAGAGCUGCAGAGUUCCAUAAUUUGUCUGAAAAGAGAAGGAGGAGUAGGAUUAACGAGAAAUUGAAAGCCUUGCAGAAUUUAAUUCCAAAUUCUAACAAGACAGACAAAGCUUCAAUGCUGGAUGAGGCCAUAGAAUAUUUAAAGCAGCUUCAGCUUCAAGUUCAAAUGUUAAUGAUGAGAAAUGGUUUGAGCUUGCAUCCAAUGUCUUUACCAGGGGGACUGCGACCUAUGAUAUUGCCUCAGACUGGGUUCAAUCUUGAUGAGGGUAAUGGAUUUCAGAAUUCCACCAGUGCAAUUGCCUCAUCUGCAAAUGAUGAAAGCUUAAUGCGGUCAGCUUUUAGUUUUCCAAAGCAAUGCAGCAUCUCACAUCAGUCUGUUGUCUUACCCUCAGUGACAAAUGUAGUUACUUCGGAUACCUCAUCCCGUUUUCAACCCUCAAUUAAGGAUGCACUCUGCGGAAGCAUGCCACAACUGUUUUUGGAUACAACAGAGAUUGGAAAAACCCCUUCUCCAGAUGUGUCUUAA
Molecule: messenger RNA, 888 nt
Organism: Gastrolobium bilobum
Lineage: Eukaryota; Viridiplantae; Streptophyta; Magnoliopsida; Fabales; Fabaceae
Product: transcription factor ALC-like
Exons: 6
Coding region: 1-888 (295 amino acids)
Cellular component (GO): nucleus
Molecular function (GO): protein dimerization activity
Source: RefSeq, a predicted model, not a curated record